Cydia amplana is the source of this 1515-nucleotide messenger RNA. RefSeq names its product innexin inx2 (gene Inx2). The coding region runs from base 96 to 1184 and encodes 362 amino acids. Gene Ontology annotation, biological process: phototransduction. The transcript has a single exon. Gene Ontology annotation, molecular function: gap junction channel activity. Lineage: Eukaryota; Metazoa; Arthropoda; Insecta; Lepidoptera; Tortricidae. The record is from RefSeq and is a predicted model, not a curated record. Gene Ontology annotation, cellular component: gap junction; plasma membrane.
CCGCGCCACCGCCAUUACUCGGCCGACGCGCGACCCGUUCGCGUGCCUCUCUCUCGCGACUAAACGACGCGCCGCGCGCUCGCGGCCCCUACGCCAUGUUUGACGUUUUCGGCUCCGUCAAGGGCCUCCUCAAGCUCGACUCCGUCUGCAUCGACAACAAUGUGUUCCGACUCCACUACAAAGCCACAGUGAUCAUACUUAUCGCCUUCUCUUUGUUGGUCACCUCCCGACAAUACAUCGGCGACCCGAUAGAUUGUAUUGUCGACGAAAUACCCCUCUCUGUUAUGGACACGUACUGUUGGAUUUACUCGACGUUCACGAUCCCGAACCGGCUCACGGGCACCGUCGGACACGACAUGGCGUAUCCGGGCGUUGCGAUGCACGUCAACGGCCAAGAUGAAGUUAAAUACCACAAGUAUUACCAGUGGGUGUGUUUUGUGCUGUUCUUCCAAGCUAUUUUGUUCUACGUGCCCCGUUAUCUGUGGAAGACAUGGGAGGGCGGGCGCAUAAAGAUGCUCGUUCUCGAUCUAAACUGCCCUAUCGUCGAGGAAGAGAGCAAAUGCGACCGCAAGAAGCUUCUAGUCGACUAUUUCCACGCGAACCUGCACACGCAAAAUUUCUACGCGUUCCGCUUCUUCAUAUGCGAAGUGUUGAACUUUAUCAACGUGGUGGGACAGAUAUAUUUCAUGAAUUUCUUCCUGGACGGCGAGUUCUGGACGUACGGCCGUGAUGUGGUGAGUUUCACCGAGAUGGAGCCAGAGGAGCGUACCGACCCGAUGGCGCGCGUGUUCCCAAAGAUGACGAAAUGCACAUUCCACAAGUACGGUCCCUCUGGCACGGUGCAGAAGUUCGACGGGCUGUGCGUGCUGCCGCUGAACAUCGUGAACGAGAAGAUCUACGUGUUCCUAUGGUUCUGGUUUAUCAUCCUUUCUAUUCUGAGCGGCAUAUCUCUGAUAUAUCGCGCGGUGGUGGUCGCCGGGCCGAAGGUUCGUCUGUACCUGCUCCGCGCCCGCAGCCGCCUCGCCCCGCAAGAGCAGGUAGAAUCCGUUUCCCGUAAACUUCAAAUAGGGGAUUGGUUCGUCCUUUACCAGCUCGGAAAGAACAUCGAUCCUCUAAUUUACAAAGAACUGAUGGUGGAGUUGUCGGAAAAGUUCGAGGAAGCGAAGGAUUCGGUUGUCGCGUAAGCGUUGUUGCGUCUUUAAGAUGCAUUCGGUCGAAUGUGUUUUAAAGAUGGCCGGGCGCUGGCAACGUCGCGUUCCCACAUUCCAUUAGUGCCCGGGCAUGCUCCCCAGACUGCUUUGUUCUUUCCAAACUAUACUAAGUUCCGACUGAGGCGUGCCAGCGUAUAUUGUAGUAUCUCUGAGGCAGGUCGCGGUCAGGCCGCCGUGGCAGCGUUGCGAAUGGGUUCUUGACAUGUCUGGCCAAAAUGGAAGCCUCGGCGCCUGAUCUCGUGCCUUUUAGUGUGACUAUGGGAUGUCUCAUUGUGAUAUUGUAAUUAAUAUAAAUCUAAAUUAA